This is a messenger RNA of Schistosoma guineensis, 7816 nucleotides long. Lineage: Eukaryota; Metazoa; Platyhelminthes; Trematoda; Strigeidida; Schistosomatidae. The record is from the annotation of a GenBank genome assembly.
GGUAAUCGUGCGGGCUUCAUAAUUUAAGUCUCCCUCAAGGUCAUACUUUUGGGACUGUGCAAGCCCAUAUUGCUUUGACUGGUCGCCUUUUGGAAACUGAACUCCAAAACCAUGUUCUGGGAAUCUGCUGCUGCAUAUUCACAGAUCAAUGAUAUUUUAUCACGACCGAAUCUCACAAUCAAGGAACUUUUGGAUGAUGAUGAUGUUUUACAAAAAUGUCGUGAAAAAGAUCCACGUUUAAUUAAUUUUUUAUCAAGGUCAGAUAAUUUGGAUUAUCUAAUAGAUUUAGUUAGUCGAACACCUAAAUGUUCUAAUUUCAAUCGAGAUUUGUAUAGAUAUUCUAGUUUAGCCUGUGAAAUUCUAACAAAUGACAUCAACGAAAUACUAGAUGGGAUAAUUGAAUUAACCGAAUCAACAACUGAUCAACAUACUCCUAAUGAAUCACAUAAUAAUGGUAGUAAUAACAACAAUAAUCAUAAUAAUCACAUGUUAGAAUCCAAUCAGAUAAAAUCUAUAUCAAUACCAUCCUCCUUCUCUUCACCUUUACCAUCAUCUUCAGUAAUUAUCAAUGAUCAUAGUUUGACAGAGAUCAAUAAUAAUACUAAUGAUCAAAGUUGUAAUGAUAUGUUAAUAGUUGGCAAUAAUUCCUCGGAACUACACCAAAUAAAUCAUAAUCUUACUGAUCAUUAUUCGAAUGUCCACGAUGAUGAUAGUACCAAUCAUUUAUCAUCUUCGAUGUCUAUUAUCAAUGAAUCAUCAUCUAUUAUCAAUGGUCAUCAUAGUAGUCAAUUAUUUGACAACAAUAAUCAUAAUAAUUCAGUAAAUGAUUUAAGUGAAAUCUUAUCAUCUAGUUUAAAACUUUCUCCACCAAUGUCAUUAUCAACACCUCAUUCAUCUACAAUCACAAAAAUAACUAAAUCAAAUGAGGCUAUUCAAGUUGAUUCAUCAAUGACUACAUGUCGACGACGUUUAGAUUUAUUAUUGAAAUUUUUUCAUUAUUCUAAUCAACCAGUUAAUCCAUUAUCAGCUAGUUUUGUUUCACGUUUAUUAAUACAUUUAACAUUACAUCGUGGAAAUAUUAUUAUACCUUAUUUACGAUCAUCAAAUGAAUUUCUUGAUCAGUUAUUCUUAUCUUUGGAUUCUUCCUCUGUGGCCGAUUUAAUUAUACAAUUAUCUCAACAAGAAACAAAACAACAACAUAUGAUUUUUGAAUGGUUUAAGACCGAUCGACUUGUUGAACGUCUUAUUGAAAAAUUUGAUCCAAUCUAUUCGUCUGACGCACAUGAAUCGGCAGCUCAUUGUCUAAUUGAACUCAUCACUGUUCUACGCAAUUAUUUAGUGAAUAAUCUUCCAAAUUCAGAUAAUAGUGAUAUGAUAGUGAAUUCAAUGACAACUGCAACCACCACUACUAAUAAUGUUGGCGGUAGUAGUAUAUUUGGAUCACCGUUAAAUAGUACAUAUUCCAGUUUAUUUGAUAAAGAUGAAGAAACGUAUAAAGCAGCUGAAAAUUUACUAAAUGUAUUAGAAAGUGAAGAAACUAUGUCAAUGUUAUUAAAUCGUAUUACAGCUAAUGAAUACGUCGUACCAUCUAUUUUAGUCAGUUGUGUAAAUGUAUGUAUUGCUUUAAUCGGUAAAAGGAAGCCUGAAUCAAGUUUUCCUGUUGGAGAAGAUGGACAUGGUUUAGAUUUUGAUGCAUUAAUUAAAUGUUCCGGUGAUAUUAGCAGUAAUUUGAAAUUUAUAUUACGUAAUAAUACUAAUCUGGGCAAUAAUCUCUCUUCUACUGUUGAUAAUGAUAUCAGUGAUCUUGUUGAAAAGUCUAAUCAAUUCAUUACUUCAUCAAAAGAUGAUACUACUACUACUAAUAAUAAUAAUAAUAAUAAUACCGUUAUUGAUAAAUUACAUAUAAUGAAAGCUUCAGAAAAUCUAAUCAAAACAUCUCUACCAUGUUUAAAUGAAUUGCAUGAUUUGUUGAAACGAUUUCAUCCACAAUUUUAUAAUUGUAUGCCAACAACUCAUUGUACAUUAAAUCCACCACUUGGACGUUGUCGUCUAGCUAUUCUACAAUUAAUUGCUUCACUUAUAUCUUUACCUAUUAGUACUAAUUUAUCUAAAGCAAUUGUAGAUAUUGGAUUUGUAAAAACUUCAAUGGAAUUAUUCGCCUUAUAUCCAUACAAUACAUUUUUACAUCAUUAUGUUACUGAUAUUAUAAAAUCAGUGUUUAAACAUUCAGGACUUGUCAACAAUAUUAAUGGUAAUAAUAAUUCCACUAAUAUAUCUGAUGAUAAUAAAACAAAUCAUCUCAUCAAUACAACUCUUAGUACUAAUACUGUUGAACUAUCUUCUAAUCAUGACAAUAAUCAAAUCACCGAAUCUUUAUCCCCUUCAAUAUCAUCAUCAUCAUCAUCAGCUGAUUCAUCGACGAAUACUGCUACAACUGAUUCUGAUAAUGUAGUCAAUUCAACAAAUUCAUCUAAUACUAACCAACUUAAUCCAUAUGAUAAGGGUAGUGAUAUUAAUUUAAUUCAUCAAAAUGAGAAUGAAUAUAGUAGAAAUAUAUUAAUUAGUUUAAUAAAAGAUCAUCAACUUAUUGAUUGGUGUUUAACAUUAUCCCCUUUACCAUCAUUAAAUGAACGUCCGAAUGAUGGGGAUUCACCGAACUGCUUAGUUCGAUUAUCGAAACACCCUGUAAAAUCAGGUUAUUCAGGACAUAUCUGGCAAAUUGGUAACCUAAUCGUAGCAGCAAUGAAUGGUCCGUAUGGAGAUUUUUUAAAAUCUCUCAUUCAAGAUUUACAUCCGAACACUCAAAAACUAUGGUCAGAUUUUGUCAAAGAUCUCGAUGGGAUCAACUCUGUAGAAGUUGCUGAGACAUCUCAAUCUGCCAUUGAAAAUCUUAAUCAUUCUGAUGUCCCAUUUGUUCUGGCACCUGUUACAUCAUCAAAUUUAAUGCAAAACAAAUUAUUAGAUCUAAAUGGAAAAUCAUCAUCUUAUUUCUUAGAUGAUAUUGACAAUGAUAAACAUGUUGAAUAUGGUAAAAAUAAUCAUGAAUAUCUUGCUUAUCAUCCAGUGAUACCAGCAUCUACAAUAGUUAAUCUGCAUCGACAAACUAUUUUACAGAAUUUUAUGGAUUCAUGGUUAGAUCCAGAUGAAGAAUCUGAACAUAAUGAUAAUAGUAAUAGUAUUUAUGAUCAUAAUAAUAAUAAUCAAUCUGAAGAAAAAGAUCAAGUUAAAACACCUGAUAUCCAUAUUGGAGUUCCUGGACCUUUAGGAGAAAUGUAUUUUCAUAACAAUAUUGAUAGCGAUGAUGAUUUUUUCAAUGGUCGUGAUAAUGAAGAUGAUGAAAAGGAUGAGAAUGACGAAUUGGAAGAAGGCAAAGACAAUGUUCACAGUAGAGGUUAUUUUAACAUUGAGGAGGACGACGAUGACGACGAUGAUGAAGAAGAUCUUAAGUCACCAAUUCAAAUUAAACAACAACAUUCCAGUAAACAAUCAAUCAUUAACACUAGUAGUUCAACAUCUUUGCUGCAUAAUGAUUCAAAUAAAUUAACUGAAGUAUCUUAUGUAACAACUCAUGACAACGAACCUUCUAUCAGCAUAAACAGUAAUGGCAAACUAUCUACAACAAUACCUACUCCUGCGACUACCACUACUCAUACUACUACUACUACUAUUAUUAAUAGUAGUAUAUCAGGAGAUAUCGAAAUUAAAUUAUUGAAUAAUGAUGAAGAAACCGACCAAAGCAAACAUAAUACUUCAUCUGAAUCAAUUGUAACUUUAUUAAAUGCAAAUUUUUUUAAAAAACAAUUUAAAUUGUGUACAAUUAUCUAAAUUUAUUUCUAUUCAUUCUAUUUGUUCCUUGCUCUCUCUCUCCCUCUCGCUCGCUUCCACUCACUCUCCCUCCCUCUCGCUUUUAGUCUCUGUGUAUAUCCCUUCUUCUAUAUAUUUUUGACAGUUAAUGUUUCACAAUUCUCAAAAUGUGCACUUUUUAUUUUACUUAUUACUAUUUGAAGAGUUUUGAAAAGAAAAAGAAGAAAGAAGAAAAGAGGACACAACAUGUACACAGUUUUUUUGUUUUCUUGUUCCCAUGAAAGUAUAUACAUCUCAAUUGACUUAGUCACUAUCUUGUUUUCUUUGAAAGUCUAUUGAAAUUAUCGUUGAAAUUAUCUUCAGUGAGACUAUAAUUUAUCGAUAACCUUUGAAUGAUGCUAGAAUGACUUUGAAAGUGUUCACCUACUGACUAGGAACAAAUGAGUGUGAUAAACGAGUAUGAUGAUUUAUAGUUGAUGGAUAACGGUUAAGAAUUAGAUUUAAGGUUUUUCAUCACGAACUGACAUCAGCUAUACAAUGCCAAGAUUCAUUGAAUUUCAUGCCAAAAUCUGAAACCUGUUAUUUUAUACCUGAUUUGUUCGUCUAUACAUUAUAGUCUCGCUUUCUAUUCACAAUGGUUCCAUCAUUUGUAGAAUCUCAGUUGUUGUUGUUGUUUUCUUUUCAAUCUAUUAACUGAGAAACAUCAAUGAUAUAAAUAUUGUGUGCCUUUAAUCUAAUCCAAUUAUUAUCUCAUAUAUAAUUGUGUCAUUUUUUUUGUAUCAAUGAAACCUUCAUUAUAGAGUGAAUACUACUAACAAAAAUUGUGGAUAGUAGUAGUAGUAUUGUGUGUUUUAUUCAAUUUGAUUCAUUUAAAUCCAUCAUGGUGACAGUCUCAUAUUCAUGUUAACACCUUAUUUUUCUCCUCUUUCAAUAGUGUGUUAAACAACAGUUUCUUUUUUCAUAUAAUGAAAACGAAUGACUUUUUUUUUAAAUGUAACCAGACAUUAGCUUAAAUAAACAAACAAAUCAACAACAACAAAACCUACCAAGCAUUGAACGCAUAUAGUUUCAUCCUUAUUUUAGAUCUUCCAAAACAGUAUGGGUUCUAAUCUUAGAAGAUUGUUUAUCAUAGUGUAUCAAUUGUGGUAAUGUUGUAUUAUUUGAUCAACAGCCAGUACAUAUCUAUAUAUAUACAUGGAAUACAUUUAUUGUGUCUUUAGUAAUCUAAACAUCAUUGUUUGUUUGUAUAUUAUUGAUUUGAAUUAAUGACGAAAACUACCUUAUAAUUUAUUUAUUUAAACACGUAAACAAGGAGGUAUCAAAUACAUAUGCGCCACACAAGUCACUUCGUUACUGUGUGAUUAUGAUACUGUCCGGGUGACAAGAUUGAAACAGGUGGUUUUCUCAGGGGAUCACACACGGAGCCUUCGACCUAAAGGUCUGAUCCACAAGGCAGUGGAGCAUCAUUGUAAAGAGAUGCAGUUCCAUGGUAGCCAGUGACCAACAAUACUCCAUUUAUUCCUUCAGGAUACUGCAGCUCAUGUGAACCAUUGGUUUCGGAUCAGGGCUUUUCAAUUCCCCUCGAUGGACUAUCAGUAUCUACCAACACGGUUAAAACUCGGGACAUUCGCUUUUCGUCUUCUAAAUUUCGUAAACAACGGUUUUGCCGAAAGAAGCCAGUGACUAAGACUUCCCUGGCAGUGGUUGUAUGCAAGUGGCGAUAUGAGAGCAUUUCUAGAGAGAUGGCUAACUCUCAUCACUCUCGGCCGUACCAAGGCAUUUGGAGGGCACCUUAUAAAAUAUACAAUGAUCUUUAUAUUCAUUAAGUAUUAAAGAGUUCAUCGAACUCACUGGCUUUUAACAAGUAAAUUUUAGUAUGAAACCUUGCUAUAACUAAUUCAAUUUGAAUAAUUACAUUUACCUCACACGAUACCGAUGUAAUUCACAGCCCAAUACAUGAAAUAUAUAUUCGUACUAAAUGAGUUGGUAAAAGAAUUUCAUCAAUACCAUGAAGCAUACUUCAUGAAUUAACAGGAAAAACAACGGUAGAUAACAUCACUUUAUUUGUUUACCUUUCCCAAUCGAUCAAUAGUAUCGAUUCCUUAGAGAAAUAAUAGUGUUUGUUACCAUUCUAUUCAUUUCAUACAGUGUUUCUUCCGUGAAGCAUCUUUUUAUGUCGACAUUGAUUCAUACAAUUCAGAACUGUAAUCAUAAUAAACCUGUCAUACGUCACUAUCUUUUCUAUUGUUCUAUACAGUAUAUGGAUAUUCACAUUCAUAUAGGCAAUCUACAUUUGACUAGUUCUAUUCAUAAUAUUAACGAAACAUUGUCUGGUGACUAAUUGCGUCAUACUUUUGUCCAUUAUAGAAUAAUAUUUAGAUGUAUAUUCUUAAAUCCACGUAAUCAGUCUUAAUCCCUAUCACUACGUCAUUUUUACUGUUUCUCAGUCUAUUUAUGAUAGUGUUUUCAAUACUAAUUUACGGCUGUUACCCCUCGUGGAAGAGCAUAGGCCGCCGCUAACUAGAACAAAUAAGUUCAGGUAUUUGCAAUCACCGAUUGUUUUUUUUGUGAAUAAUGUCAAGUAUAUGCAAUCUGUAUUUAACAAAUCAACUGAAACUACAUAGUAGCUAUUGAAAUUAUAGAAUUGAUCAGAUUGUAUCAAAAUAUAUAAAGUUUUACUCUCCAUUAUAAUUGAACCUGUUAACUCCAACUCAGUAUGCGUAUCCCUAUAACAUCUUUGUUUGCUAAAUUCCUCCAAACUACUUGCGAGUAGUAUAUAUAUAUAUUUAUAUUUUUAACUUUUCAAUAUCACUACUGUUUCAAUUUUUUGAUUGAGAUCAUUAACCGAUUGAUGUUAGACCACCAUUGAAAACCUACAGGCACUAGACAGCCGUUUCUUCCUAUUUUGGGACUCCUCAGCAGUACACAUCCAUGAUCGUUUCAUGAUCUCAAUGAAAAAAGUGAUUGUCUCCAAAACCCUAUACUAAUAAUAUUCAUUUUAUCUAAUUCUAUAUUUCAGGUGAAUAUCGAUUACCUUACACAAUUUCAUCUGAUAUCGACGUGUGUCCAUGUAAAAAUGUGUUGCGUAACACGUGAUGUUUUUCUUUGUUCUUUCUUCUUCAACAAGAAAAAAAAACUUUAAAAUUCGACGAUGAUGACCACCAUCAUAAUUUCUGCUGGUGUCGUUGUUGUUAUUAUUAUGAUUAUUACUAUUCUAACAAAACCAGUUGUAAACAUUGAAAUCUGACUUACCCUAUCAUAUUUUGAUGUAUACAAAUGAAUGAACCUACUCAGAUACUCCCUACUAGUUAUUUGAAUUGUUUAAAUUUUUAAACAUCCUCUCCUUUUCUCUUUUAUUCACUAUGUAUUACAUAAUUAUUUUUGUUUGUUUUUUCUUGUCUGUCUGUGUGUGUGUGUGUGUGGUUCAUUUAAAUGAUAAUGAUUCUCAUUUAUGUGUGUAGAUUUUGAUCAUCCCUUUCUCCCCCCCCCCCGCCGUUUUCUUUUGUUUCUCCAAACAAACUUCACAAUCCAUUUAAUUUAACCGAUUGAUUCCAAAGGGGGAAUAAAGUUGUAAACUAAGCUAAAAAUUUGUAUCUAGACCGUUUUUUUUUAUUCAUGGAUAUUAUAAUAAUUUGUAUAUCAUGAGUGAUGUUUUUAUUCAUUUUUCUUACUCUCUUUCUCUCUCUCUCUGAUAUUUAGACAUCAGUUUAAUUUAUUCGAUAAAGAUAAUGCAAAGGUAACUAGUAACUGUUUCUCCUUUUUUUCUUUUCUUUCGUUUUAUUCAAUGUGCUACGUACUGUAUGGUUGGUUUUAUAUAUAUUGAGUGCUGCAUAUUAUAUAAGGGUGAGGUGUGUGUUUGUGCAUUGAUUAUGUCAUCGAUGAAAUGUAUGUCUGUUAUAUAAUUUAUGAUAAAUAUACUGUAAUUAUAAAUUAUUCAAUAACCAUGUAAAGAAUAACAAUACCAUUCAUAAUGAUAGGAAUUGUUCCUUUUCAUUUGUGCCUACGUACACAG